Messenger RNA from Capsella rubella, 2022 nucleotides. RefSeq names its product protein NUCLEAR FUSION DEFECTIVE 4. NCBI's taxonomy places the organism in Eukaryota, Viridiplantae, Streptophyta, Magnoliopsida, Brassicales, Brassicaceae. The record is from RefSeq and is a predicted model, not a curated record. Gene Ontology annotation, cellular component: membrane. The coding region runs from base 68 to 1777 and encodes 569 amino acids. The transcript has 3 exons.
CUCAACGAACCUACAACACCACUCAAAAAUAUCUCUCUUCUUCUUCUUCUUCUCAGGAUCUCCGCCAAUGGGUUUUGGUAGAUCUUCUUCAUCUUCUCCUUCGUCUUCCUCAGCUCUGAAAUGGCUUGGUUUCGUUACAGCCGUUUGGGUCCAAUCUAUCUCAGGCAACAAUUACACCUUCUCAAAUUACUCCGACGCUCUCAAAUCCCUAAUGAACCUCACUCAAUUAGAACUCAACAGUCUCUCCGUCGCUAAAGACAUCGGAAAAGCCUUCGGAAUCCUCGCCGGACUUGCUUCUGAUCGUCUUUCCACUCCUGUCAUCCUCCUCAUCGGUUCUUUCGAAGGUCUUAUUGGUUAUGGUGUACAAUGGCUCGUCGUUAGCCGCACGAUCCAACCUCUACCUUAUUGGCAGAUGUGUGUGUUUCUCUGUAUGGGAGGAAACAGUUCGACGUGGAUGAACACGGCGGUUCUGGUGACUUGUAUACGUAACUUCCGGCGAAACCGUGGUCCUGUAUCUGGGAUUCUUAAAGGAUACGUUGGUUUAAGUACUGCGAUUUUCACUGAUCUAUGCACUGCUCUGUUUUCCUCUGACCCAGCUUCGUUUCUUGUUCUCCUCUCCGUCGUACCUUUCGCCGUUUGUCUCACGGCGGUCUUUUUCCUCCGUGAAAUACCUCCGGCUAGUACCUCCGCCGAGGAUAACGAAGAGUCUAAAUACUUCGCCGUGUUUAACAUCGUUGCCGUUGUUGUUGCCGUGUACCUUCAGUCCUACGACAUCAUCGGAAUCAAAACGGGAGCUAUCUCUAUCGCAUUCGCCUCUGUUCUUAUGAUCCUCUUAGCUUCUCCUAUUGCCGUCCCAUUCCAUGCUUUCAUCCGGAGCAAAGAUAACGAUGAGCAAGACGUAGAAGGACGAAUCGACGAACCGUUACUGAGAUCAGGAUCAGAGAUUGCGGUGGAGGAAACAAUCGUAGGUGCUGCUGCCGCAGCCGAUAACGAGCUGCCACCGUCUCUGAAACCGUUAAAGAAUGAGGAGGAAGAGAAUGACGGAACCGUGGUGACGACGGAGAAGAAAAGGCCGGUUCUUGGAGAAGAACACACCAUAAUGGAAGCGUUGUUGACUGUUGACUUUUGGGUGUUGUUUACGUCCUUCUUGUGUGGAGUAGGUACUGGUUUAGCUGUGAUGAACAACAUGGGUCAGAUCGGGCUUGCCCUUGGUUACACAGAUGUUUCCAUGUUUGUCUCCAUGAUGAGCAUUUGGGGGUUCUUUGGUCGGAUUCUCUCCGGUACUAUCUCCGAGCACUUCAUCAAGAAAGCUGGCACGCCAAGACCAUUAUGGAAUGCAGCAGCUCAGAUCAUCAUGGCCGUAGGAUAUCUACUAAUGGCUUUAGCAAUGCCUGGUUCACUUUACAUCGGUUCAAUGGUGGUUGGGGUUUGCUAUGGAGUCCGGUUAGCCAUAACCGUGCCAACAGCAUCAGAACUCUUCGGUCUCAAAUACUAUGGACUCAUCUACAACAUCCUUAUACUUAAUAUGCCUCUAGGAUCGUUCCUAUUCUCGGGUCUACUCGCGGGUUUACUCUACGAUGCUGAAGCCACACCGACUCCUGGUGGAGGCAACACAUGUGUAGGAGCUCAUUGUUUCCGUCUCGUCUUCCUUGUAAUGGCGUUUGCAUCCUUUAUUGGGAUCGGUCUUGACCUUUUGCUUGCGUUCAGAACCAAGGAGAUCUAUGCGAAGAUCCAUGCAAGCAAGAAGACUAAGAAAUCUAGUGGUAAUCUUCGAUGAGCUUAAGUUGAAAACUUGGUUUUUGUUAAAAUCAUUUUUUUGGGGGAACGUUAGUUCUAUAGUAAUAUGUAAAUCUUUUUUUGAAAGUUUGUAAUGUUCAGUUUCAUUAGAAGCGGUGAUUGUACAUGUGUACACUUAUGCUCACUAUUGUUAAAGUCGGUUAAAAAGUGUUUGAACCGGUUGGUCGGUGUAAGUUCAGAUUAUGGUGAUCAAUAUUUCAUGAUUACCUUAAAACUUUGUCCACA